This is a messenger RNA of Globicephala melas (long-finned pilot whale), 1529 nucleotides long. RefSeq names its product biogenesis of lysosomal organelles complex 1 subunit 3 (gene BLOC1S3). NCBI's taxonomy places the organism in Eukaryota, Metazoa, Chordata, Mammalia, Artiodactyla, Delphinidae. The record is from RefSeq and is a predicted model, not a curated record. Gene Ontology annotation, cellular component: BLOC-1 complex.
CACCAGGAUGAAGAUGAAGGGCGCGUGGCUGUCGGACAGCAGCGUGUUGAUGGCAUUGAGCACGCCCACCACGCGCUCCGGGUAGCACGUGUCCAGCCCUGUGAUCUCGAGCACGACGCGCAGCCGGCGCCGCUGGUAGAUCUCCAGGAAGCACAGGAAGUCGGUGAGCAGCCCCACCUCCUUCUUCACCUCGCACAUGAAUCCCAGAUGGCUGCUGAACCUCUCCUGCGACACCAGCCGCUCAAUUCUCUUGCGCUGGCUCACGAACAAGUGCUUGCCCAGCGAGAACAAGGCCAUGAGCAGCCCGGAGCUCGAAAGCGUGGUGGCCGCGCCGCCGAAUGCCCGGAACAUGUUGCCGUGGCCCAGUACGUGGGAGCUCAUCGACAGGUAGAGCAGGCUCAUGCCCAGGCUGAACGCCGCCAGCAGCCCCAGCAUUGCCAGGCACACUCGGCUCCGGCAGUGCCACUCGCGAUGGCGGUAGUCCAGCCUCGUGGCCGCUUUCCUGCCCAGCACCGAGUACAAGCUGAAGGGCAGUGCGCCGUAUUGCUGGCGGAUGCCCUCGCACAGAGUGGCCACCAGGCCGGCCCACAGCUUGUCACUGCCUGCGUACUGCCAGGCGCUGAAACGGAUGAAGAGGAAUUUGACGUUCUUGCGCCGCAGAUGCAACUCGGUGAUGAUGGGCUGCAGGAACACCAGGACCUUGUUUGUUGCUCUGUGACAACACAGGAGCAGGACAUGGGCUUGUUCGAUAGGUGCUCACCAGGGCUGGGCACACGGAGCUCGCGCCAUGGCGUCCCAGAGUCGUCGGCGGAGGCCGCUGCGGAGGCCUGAGACGGUGGUGCCGGGGGAGGCGGCCGAGACGGACUCGGAGCUCUCUGUGUCCUCGUCGGAGGAGGAGGAGCUGUACCUGGUCCUCUCGGGCCCGACGCGCGGCCGCCCCACGGGACUGCGGGUGGUCGGGGAGGCCGCGGAGACCGACUCGGACUCGGAGCCGGAGCCGAAGGCCGCGCCGAGGGAUCUGCCUCCGCUUGUGGUGCAGCGGGAGACUGCCGGGGAGGCCUGGGGAGAGGAGGAGGCCCCGGCGCCCGCCCCCGCGCGUUCGCUGCUGCAGCUCCGGCUGGCUGAGAGCCAGGCGCGGCUGGACCACGACGUAGCGGCCGCGGUGAGCGGCGUGUACCGCCGCGCGGGCCGUGAUGUGGCCGCCCUGGCCGGUAGGCUGGCGGCUGCCCAGGCGGCGGGAUUGGCGGCGGCCCACAGCGUGCGCCUGGCGCGGGGGGACCUCUGCGCGCUGGCCGAGCGCCUGGACAUCGUGGCCGGCUGCCGCCUGCUUCCCGACAUCCGCGGCGUGCCGGGCACCGAGCCCGAACAAGACCCGGGACCGCGAGCCUAUCCGUGACCCACUCUCCCGCCUGACUGAGCCCUGGGGGUAGGCCUUGCGGCCUCUGGGACCUGGCUCUGUGCCGUGUUUAGCCACCCACCCGUCUUACUGUCACCCUCAGAGAUAACCCCGCCCCCUGGAUAAUGCUCUG